Messenger RNA from Polistes canadensis, 1410 nucleotides. RefSeq names its product heme oxygenase 1 (gene Ho). Bases 269 to 1006 code for a protein of 245 amino acids. Gene Ontology annotation, biological process: heme oxidation. Gene Ontology annotation, molecular function: heme oxygenase (decyclizing) activity. The record is from RefSeq and is a predicted model, not a curated record. The transcript has 3 exons. NCBI's taxonomy places the organism in Eukaryota, Metazoa, Arthropoda, Insecta, Hymenoptera, Vespidae.
CGAACGAUAUACUUGAUUAUGGCAUGAAUCCGCGCAGAACGCAGAACUACUACGACAACGACGACGACGACGACGACAUGACGAGUGAUUAAAUGACACGGACGUUCGAUAUAAUAGCAAUGGUAUUUCCGAAGUGACGGUUCUUCUCUAACGAGUUAUGAAGCGCGCGGGAAUUCGUUAAAAUGACUACGUAAAUUUAUCCGAAUCGAAUUUCAUUGAAGGUUUUUUCUAACGAAUCGUUUACUUAAAAAAAGACCCUCCUUACAAAAUGACGGACAAGGAGGAAGAUACGUUCUGUAAAAAAAUGCGUAAAGCUACAAGAGAAAUUCAUGCCAUUAGUGAUGCUUUGGUAAACGCUAAAUUAGCAUUCGGAUUUCUCGAUGAUUCUGUAUGGGCUGAUGGUCUUCUGGUCUUCUAUGAAAUUUUCCGCUAUCUAGAAGGUGCAAUGAUUAGAUUAAAAAAUACUAAAAUUGGAUUAUUACGGCUUACUGAAUUACAACGUACUGAGGCUUUUGAACAAGAUCUUGAAUACUAUUUAGGAAAGGGAUGGAUGAAAAAUUAUAGUCCUAGAGACAGUGUUAUUAAAUACCUGAUGCGUUUAAGAGAAAUAGAGGAUACAGAGCCCACUUUACUUAUGGCAUAUAUUUAUCACCUUUAUAUGGGUCUUCUUAGUGGAGGAAUUAUUUUACGAAGGAAAAGGCAACUUAUGCAAAAGAUUUCACCUUUCAAAGAAGUAACUAGUUGUGGCAAUAAUAUCACGGACUUUAAAAAUCAUAACAUUUUUGAAUUAAAACGUGAUUUGCGUGAAACGAUGAAUAAAAUAGCUGAAACAUUAGAUGAAGAUACUAAAAAUAAACUCAUUGAAGAAAGUAAAAUAGUUUAUGCCUUAAACAAUGAAAUAAUUAGAAGUGUACGUGGUGCAGGCACUGUUAUCUUAAAAAAAAUAUUUUAUUUCAUUAGUGCACUCAUACUUAUUUUAAUUGUCUUCCUAGUCUUUUUUAAAUAAUAACGAUAAUAGAUCAUUCUCUCUAUAAACCUUUCUUAAAUUAUGUUUUAAUAUAUUUUUACUAAUUGCACUUUUUCUAAAAAAUAAAUUAUGCAAAUUUUUUAUAAGUUCACGUAUCAUUAUUGUUCAUAAGAAUCAAUCGAACCAUUCAUUUAAAAAUAUUUGACUACAUUUUAUUAGUAAAUACAAAAUUUACUAAGCAGUGUAAAGAUCUUAAUUGUGAUCGUAUAGCACAUAUACAUUACUGAUAUUUUAACAUUAAGAUGGAUUGUGAUAAACGUUUAGUUAAAAUAAAAAUCUACAUAAUGUUACAUUACUUUUCCAACGAUAAUUAUCCUGACGUAAACUUGUACAAAACAAAAAUUCUUUUGUUGUAUGAAAUAAAAAAAUUAUAUGAAGACUUC